GUCAAGCGACAAUACGGUUCACCGGCGCACCUUCAACAAUGGUCUGUCGAUCAACGUUCAUACCAGCAGCCGCUCGGAUAUCGAGAAAGUUUCAUUGGCACGGAAGACUACUAUCCGAAUGUAGACUACUACAACUACUACUCACAACGAGCGAUCGCUCCUCACCAGGCGCCCAGUGUUGGUAGCUCCUACGCUAGACCCAUUAUUAUUGGGGAAGUAACCCAAGCUCCAAUCAAGAAUUCCAUUCCUGUUGGUCCUAGUACAACAGCGAAGGACGAGUAUCCUACACCACCUUCGGAGUGGGAAGGCGGUCCUGAUACGAGGUUUUUUGCAAGAGAAAACUUUCCUAGUGAUUCACCAGCCACUUUGGCCAGCCAAAAGCCUGAGACCAGCACUAAAGCAACGUCAUCGGUCAGAUUUUUCGAAGGGGAAGGAUUCGAUGAAAAUGGCCCGUUUGCCGCUGUUGAAGAGGACAUCAACGAGACCGAAGCCUCUUCCUUCUCAACACCUGCCGGCGAAGAAACUGGAAAAUCCUCCUCGACAACAUUGGAGCCCAAAGAAGUAGAGCCGAACCCAAGCGAUAAUGAGUCAGACAAGAAGGUCGUUGAGGUCACCGAGGAAACUACAACAAUUACUCCGACUGAUGGCGGCUUUAGCACUCCACAAGCAGUUAUAGAGGAGGCAACGGCAUUGUUCAUAGACAAUGAGGAUUCAUUUGUUACAACCAGCACUGAGCCAGUACCUAGUACUUCUGAGUCGAGCAGUCCCUCUGAUUCGACGAUUGUUUCUCAGGACAAAUUCAUUCCGACAGAAGUUCCAGCCGCAGAUUUCUAUGAGGUAUCUACCGAAUCAACCGAGUCAGCAAGUUCGAAUGCC
Ostertagia ostertagi is the source of this 876-nucleotide messenger RNA. NCBI's taxonomy places the organism in Eukaryota, Metazoa, Nematoda, Chromadorea, Rhabditida, Trichostrongylidae. The record is from the annotation of a GenBank genome assembly.